AUGUUGAAAGACUGCUUCUUGGGAGAGGCUUUCUGGUCUCCAUUCUACGCUGCUGGAACAAACCUCGUCAUUGAUUCCCACAUCUAUUUUUUUGCCGCUGCCGGUAUCUAUUCGCAACAUGUUGCCCCAGCCAUCUGUGGACAAGCGCAAUACACUGCAGGCGAUGGCAAAUUCCCUGUUUUCAUCGGCGAAUGGACUUUCCAAACUCUUUACAAUAAUACUCUUGCUGGACGUAGGGUUAUCCACGAUACUCAAGUUUAUGCUUACCAGAAGUGUGUUUCCGGUAGCGCAUUUUGGAACGUCAAGAUGGUUAACAACGCUGCUGCUGUUGAUGGAGAGGGCAUCACUUCAGACUACUGGUCAUGGGAGCUCUUAGUUGAUCAAGGUAUUAUUACCCCCACAAUCAAUGGGUCUUACUUUUAA
This is a messenger RNA of Botrytis fragariae, 423 nucleotides long. RefSeq names its product putative beta exoglucosidase protein. Gene Ontology annotation, molecular function: glucan exo-1,3-beta-glucosidase activity. NCBI's taxonomy places the organism in Eukaryota, Fungi, Ascomycota, Leotiomycetes, Helotiales, Sclerotiniaceae. The transcript has a single exon. The coding region runs from base 1 to 423 and encodes 140 amino acids. The record is from RefSeq and is a predicted model, not a curated record. Gene Ontology annotation, biological process: glucan catabolic process. Gene Ontology annotation, cellular component: extracellular region; cell surface.